UGGUAGAUUUGAAAAUGAACCCCACGGAUAUAGCAGACACCACCCUGGAUGAAAGCCUCUAUAGCAAUUACUAUCUCUACGAAAACAUCCCCAAGCCUUGCACCAAAGAAGGCAUCAAGGCGUUUGGGGAGCUCUUCCUGCCCCCUCUCUACUCCCUGGUCUUUCUGUUUGGUCUCCUUGGAAAUUCUGUGGUGAUUGUGGUCCUGUUCAAGUACAAGAGGCUCAAGUCCAUGACCGACGUGUACCUGCUCAACCUUGCCAUCUCGGACCUGCUCUUCGUGCUCUCCCUCCCUUUCUGGGGCUACUAUGCUGCAGACCAGUGGGUUUUUGGACUAGGUCUCUGCAAGAUUAUUUCCUGGAUGUACUUGGUGGGCUUUUACAGUGGCAUCUUCUUCAUCAUGCUCAUGAGCAUCGAUAGAUACCUGGCAAUUGUGCAUGCGGUGUUUUCCUUGAGAGCGAGGACCCUGACUUAUGGGGUCAUCACCAGCUUGGCCACGUGGUCCGUGGCUGUCCUGGCCUCCCUUCCAGGCCUUUUAUUCAGCACCUGUUAUACUGAGCGCAACCAUACCUACUGCAAAACCAAGUACUCUCUCAACUCCACGAGGUGGAAUGUGCUGAGCUCCCUGGAGAUCAACAUUCUUGGACUGGUGGUUCCCUUGGGCACCAUGCUGUUCUGCUACUCCAUGAUCAUCAGGACAUUGCAGCACUGCAAAAACGAGAAGAAGAGCAAGGCGGUGAGGUUGGUCUUUGCUGUGGUGGCUCUCUUCCUGGGGUUCUGGGCACCUUACAAUGUGGUGCUCUUCCUGGAGACACUGGUGGAACUGGAGGUCCUUCAGGAUUGCACCUUUGAAAGGCACCUGGACUAUGCCAUUCAGGCCACAGAGACCCUGGCUUUCGUCCACUGCUGCCUCAAUCCAGUCAUCUACUUUUUCCUAGGGGAGAAAUUCCGCAAGUACAUCGUACAGCUCUUCAAAACCUGCAGCGGGCCGUUCAUGCUCUGCCAAUAUUGCAGGGUCCUCCAACUCUACCCGCCCGACACUCCCAGCUCGUCCUACACACAGUCCACCGGGGAUCACGAUCUCCAUGAUGCUCUGUAGAAAAAGAAGAG
Leptonychotes weddellii (Weddell seal) is the source of this 1108-nucleotide messenger RNA. Lineage: Eukaryota; Metazoa; Chordata; Mammalia; Carnivora; Phocidae. The record is from RefSeq and is a predicted model, not a curated record.